This is a messenger RNA of Fopius arisanus, 1419 nucleotides long. RefSeq names its product insulinoma-associated protein 1-like. The transcript is spliced from 2 exons. Gene Ontology annotation, biological process: regulation of cell cycle process; neuron differentiation; negative regulation of transcription by RNA polymerase II. Bases 1 to 1419 code for a protein of 472 amino acids. The record is from RefSeq and is a predicted model, not a curated record. Gene Ontology annotation, molecular function: RNA polymerase II cis-regulatory region sequence-specific DNA binding; DNA-binding transcription repressor activity, RNA polymerase II-specific. Gene Ontology annotation, cellular component: nucleus; transcription repressor complex. NCBI's taxonomy places the organism in Eukaryota, Metazoa, Arthropoda, Insecta, Hymenoptera, Braconidae.
AUGCUGCACAGUACAUUACCGAGAGCAUUUAUACCGCCGCCGAGUUUGUGCUACCUCGGCGGCUACUACAGCGACUCAAUUCAUCCCUACGUAACACCGAGAUAUCUACCCCUGGAGACAUAUCAAUCCCAUCCCCAGGCAGUAUCACCAGAGAUAUCAGUGAGUCCAAGUCCCCUGGAUCUAUCAGUCAAACCAUCAACAACAUCCCAGAUCAACGACGAGUCCGAGACAAUCGAGGUUGACGAUGUGGAGGACUACCCGGAGAAACCCUAUCCCAAUCCCUGGGAUUCAAUUCCAGAGGAGCCACGUACCUACUACGAUCAUCCCCAGGACAUUCAAAAAUCGAGUACAGUUAAACCUGGACACCUGUACCCCGAGCCACUGGGAUACCGAUCACCGAGUCCAGUGACACCGAAACACCACCUGUCAUCACCACGAUCGAUUCACGAUUACCAGCAGCAACUUCUUUUAACACCCCAGCAUCAUCUCCAGCUGCACGCCCCCAUGACACCACCAAGUACACCAUCACCACCACAAUGUCCACGACGUCGUCCCCGAGAUGAGGACGAUAUAUCGAGUGUAACACCAACAGCUACACCUAAAUCAUCAAAUUACGACAAGACUAUUCAGCGACCCAAGAAAAAGCACGCAAGACGAUUAAAAUUCGACGAGGACACGAGCAGUCCGGUAUCAGGUACAGUUAUCCUCGGUCCCGAUGAGGCUGUCGUCACUGGUGACAUCGAUCCCGCUUUCAACAUCGUCGAGGUAACGGAAGAGGCACGCGCCGAACUCGCUAAAAUUGAAAAUCGCCUCGGUCCCUAUCAGUGCAAAUUGUGCCGACAGCUGCACGAUGAUGCAUUCCAAUUGGCCCAACAUCGCUGCUCCAGAAUAGCACACGUUGAAUAUCGGUGUCCAGAGUGCGACAAACGUUUCUCAUGUCCAGCUAAUUUGGCGUCACAUCGACGAUGGCACAAACCACGAAUACCACCUGGUGAAAAUACACCUGGGGGUAUUGAAAUUUCAUGUGGCAAAUGUGACGCCAAAUUCUCAAGACAAGCCGCCCUCAGGAAGCACCUGGUUACUCAGCAUCCAGAGGACAACACCACCAACAACAACAACAAAUUGGUAUGCCACAUGGAAUUACACCGACAACCACCGAAGUCGCCUGACACCAAUUUCCUGCAAGACCACUACCCCGACGACCUGGUAUUUACUGGAGAUUUGGACUCGAUCUCAUGUAAUUUCGGGUUUUUCCAUUUGGCUUUCGAUGUAUGUGAGUGCACAAUCAAAAUAAUUAUGGGGGGAGAGGGGGAUGGAAUUAUUAAUAUAUCAGAAAGUGAGAUCGCAGAAGAAUUUGACGAUUCCUCUUACCGAUUCUUGAUUUAUCUCGAAAAGUAUCGAUUUUUGGGGAAUCGUUAG